This is a messenger RNA of Callorhinus ursinus (northern fur seal), 2015 nucleotides long. It is a transcript of the gene MPLKIP, whose product is annotated as M-phase specific PLK1 interacting protein. Gene Ontology annotation, cellular component: centrosome; nucleus; midbody. NCBI's taxonomy places the organism in Eukaryota, Metazoa, Chordata, Mammalia, Carnivora, Otariidae. The record is from RefSeq and is a predicted model, not a curated record.
CGGGUCGCGCCUUCCAGUCCGCCCAGUCGUCUGGUCAGUUGGUCCCGAGCAGGCACCGCAAGACCAUAAAAGCCUUUGCUGGAACCGAGUGAUCGGCUUUUGUCCUUUUUCUGUCUUUACUUAAGCCCGCUUAAUCUCUACCCAAUUCGGUAACCCACUUCUACCCUGCGCUUGACGGAACCUUUGUGAGGCCGGAACCGAUAUGCUAUAUCGCGCUGGCGGCCAGGGGACUGUUUUGGCAGAGGACCACCGAGUCUGUGAGAAGGGUUGGUCGGGACAGUUCCGGCGGGAGAACGCGGCAGUGAGGUCCUCGUCUUCGUCUCCUGAUAUGCACCGACAGAAUUUUCGACCCCCGACUCCUCCCUACCCCGGCGCGGGUGUAGGAGGUUGGGGUAGCGGGAGCAGCUUCCGGGGUACCCCGGGCGGAGGCGGACCGCGGCCGCCCUCCCCUCGGGACGGGUACGGGAGUCCGCAUCACACGCCGCCGUACGGGCCCCGGUCUAGGCCCUACGGGAGCAGCCACUCUCCGCGACACGGCGGCAGCUUCCCGGGGGGCCGAUUCGGGUCUCCGUCCCCUGGCGGCUACCCUGGCUCCUACUCCAAGUCCCCCGCGGGGUCCCAGCAGCAUUUCGGCUACUCCCCAGGGCAGCAGCAGACCCACCCCCAGGGUUCUCCAAGGACAUCUACACCAUUUGGAUCAGGGCGUGGUAGAGAAAAAAGAAUGUCUAAUGAGUUGGAAAAUUAUUUCAAGCCUUCAAUGCUUGAAGACCCUUGGGCUGGCCUAGAACCAGUAUCUGUAGUGGAUAUUAACCAACAAUACAGCAAUACUCAAACAUUCACAGGCAAAAAAGGAAGAUACUUUUGUUAACAUUUCUGAAAUUCACCCGGAAGCUUCAUGUGUCAGGAACAUCUUGGACAAAACUUUUACCCAUGUAAUUAAGUUGAACCCUAAGAUGGUGACUUUGAAUAAUUAGUUGAGUCUUCUUGGUAUUUUUCAUCAUAUCAAGUAUUGUUGAUAUUAGAAAAGACAUACAGUAGAAUAACUUGCAAUAUUUAGCUCUUUGAAAGUGCCUACCACAUUUUAGAAGAUUUACAGUUUCCAGAUAUUUAAAGUUCAUGGUUAUAUAAUGGACAUUUGUCUUUCAAUGGUUUUCCAGUGUUUUAAAAUAAAACAUUUUGUCUUUCUAGAUAUAUUGUGGUUUUGUCAUAUGCUAAAGAAGUAGAAUUAUUAAAAUAAUGCCUGUAAUCACUUGCUUAGAACUCAUAGGUAAAUAUUUUGCAUACUACUUUUGAAAAUGAAAUAAACCAUCCUUUGAGCUGUAGACAGUUCUAUAUUUGUUCACAGGGAAAGAGGGUGAAGGAAGAGAACAGAAAAGAAUUCUAUUCAUAUUUAUUAUAACCAUUGUUCUUUGUGCAUAUUUUAUGUAAUGCUUUUGUAAAUGCAUUGAAACUUGAUUGAAAGUCACAGAAACCCACUUAAAGGGUAUUUAUAUUUUUUAUACUCAUUUAACUGGAAAGGGCAAUGAUAGACCUAUUUCUUGCAUAGACAGAUUAAAGUGUUCUGUAUCUGAAUUUCUCAACAUCUCUCGAUAUUAUGGAGUCAUUUUCUCUUGAGAGCCAAGGAAGAUGGGUACCAGCAGUCUGAAAUCACUUCCUUUGUGAAGAGAACAUCUCCCAACACUGUCCAUCCCAGGAAAGACAGAUUUGUCAUGCCUGGAUCAUGUUUCUGUAGUCCUGAACUAAUAAUUGGCCAAGGCAGUGAGGCCUAAUUAGCUUGAACUAUGAACCUCCCCCAUAAUGAGAUAGGGUCCCAUAAUCUUCAGCCCCACUAGGCCUGCCUGGAUUAGAAGAGCGGUUUUCCAAAGGAAGGGCUGCUACGUGUGUAUACCUACAUUAACUAUUUCUCCCCAAAUAUUUAAACAAAACUGAGUCUUCUAACAUUCAGGCUUUUUAGAUAUCUUGAGAUCACAACAUGAUGAAGAUAGAGCUAGUUAAAAUUCUCUUUAAACAUUCCC